This is a messenger RNA of Selaginella moellendorffii, 2627 nucleotides long. RefSeq names its product GPI mannosyltransferase 3. The transcript has 8 exons. Gene Ontology annotation, biological process: GPI anchor biosynthetic process. Gene Ontology annotation, molecular function: alpha-1,2-mannosyltransferase activity. NCBI's taxonomy places the organism in Eukaryota, Viridiplantae, Streptophyta, Lycopodiopsida, Selaginellales, Selaginellaceae. Gene Ontology annotation, cellular component: endoplasmic reticulum membrane. The record is from RefSeq and is a predicted model, not a curated record. The coding region runs from base 152 to 1702 and encodes 516 amino acids.
AGCGGUGAUUCCAGCUCCAAGCGCAAGAUUGCUAUGGGUGCCCUUGGCAGGAGGAGGACCGUAGAAAUUCGGCUGCGGUUGCUGGUAAUUUCCAUAGCCUAGCGGGCUGCUGCUGGAAAUUUUCGCCAUAGCCAAGGAUCGCUUACGCUUUAUGGCGCUUGGCGGAGAGCGUGGAUUGUGGGUGCUAUGUAUUGCGUUUCGUUUGCUGAAUGCCCUGCUCGUUCGCACGUACUUCAACCCGGACGAGCACUGGCAAGCACUCGAAGUUGCGCACCGCAUUGUCUUCGGCUAUGGACAUCUCACUUGGGAAUGGAACAAAGGUCUUCGCAGCUACCUCCACCCGCUCAUGUUCGCUGCGCUCUACAAGAUGUUGGCAGUGCUUAAGCUGGAUACUCCAUGGUUCAUGGCGAGGUCGCCAAGGCUUUUUCAGUCUCUCAUUGCCGCAGCCGGUGAUGUUUACCUGUGGAAGCUCUCUCGUCGAGCAUUCGGUGACCGUGUGGCAAAGUGGACCAUGUUUUGCCAGCUCGUGAACUGGUUCACCUUCUUUUGCAUGGUUCGCACUCUAUCCAGCAGCAUCGAGACUGUCCUCACGACGAUUGCUCUCUUCUACUGGUCAUCUCCAACCAUCGACAAGCACUUAGGAUUUAUGUCGAAUCGUCAGCUUGCUCUAUGCGUUGCAUGGAUCUCGUGUGCCAUCCGGCCUACUAGCGCUGUCAUCUGGCUAUACGUGGGGAUUUAUCACCUCUAUGAAUGCCGUGACAAAUUCAGAUAUCUCCUCCAUGAAGUUCUUCCUAUCGGGUGUGUCAUUCUUGGAGCGACUUUCUCUUUGGACAGGAUCAUGUACGGGAAGUGGAUAUUUGUGCCGCUGAGAUUCUUCCAGUUUAAUUUCCUCUCGGGUGGUGGUGACUUCUACGGCAGCCAUCCCUGGCACUGGUAUUUCACUCAGGGGUUUCCAGCUAUGGCGUUCACACACUUGCCGCUAGCUGUGCUUGGGAUUUGGUGGUCGCGGGAGUGGUUUCUUGCGGGUCUUGUAGCCUGGAUAUUGUUCACGUACAGUCUGCUCGGGCACAAAGAAUUCAGGUUUGUCUUGCCAGCUCUUCCUUUGGCGAUGCUGUUUGCUGGAUACAGCCUUGCCUCCAUUGAGGCCGGAAGCAAGAAAAUCGUCAAAGAAAAAUCCGGUGGACGAUGGCCGCUUAAGCUUACAAUCAUUCUCAUCGGGCUGCUUGUCUCUAACGCUCCAACUGCGCUUUACACUUCGCUCGUCCAUCAGCGCGGCUCAGAAGCAGUGAUGGAGUAUCUUGGCAAAGAAGCGACAGACCAAAGGGUGGAAAGCAUUGCGUUUCUGACGCAAUGCCAUGCGACUCCAUUCUACUCGUCGCUGCACAAGGAUUUGCCAAUGAGAUUCUUAGAUUGCUCUCCCAGCAGCGAUGGCGGCAAAGACGAGGCCUCACGGUUCAUGGAAGAUCCACUCGCAGCACUCUCCGUCAUGUUUGGCGACGGGAACGUGCCCAGCCACAUCGUCUUUUUCGACUCUUUGGAGGACAAACUCCGGCCAUUUCUGGAAGCACGCUCUUACAAGCUGGUGAAGAAGGUGUUCCAUGCUCAUUUCCCUGUUGAUCGAGAGCUCCAAGCGUAUCUUUGCGUGUUUUCGACAACUAAACGGCCGCUAUCAACAGCGAGCGAGUCCAUCCACAGUCGCUGAGGAGGAAAAGACUUCACAGAACGGUCAUAGGGACACUCUCAUGGCUAGAGUCCAAAAAACAGAGCGGACUAGCUUUGCUACAAAAGCAGCUCGAGGCUAGAGGUGGCAGCCACACAAGGUCCAGGAUCGAGAGUCGCGUGAACGAGCUGCACGUAUAUGCUACAGAAGCCAUGCAGCAUCUGGCGGUGGAGACAACCUUGGCGAGACAAGCGCGAGAGAGUGCAUUGAGAAUUUCGAACACCCGUGAUUCUGAUCGGUCUAGCGGAAUGGUGAAAGAGCCUGGGGCGUCCACUUUGCUGGCAUACGAAGCUGGUUGACAACGAGCUGCUCAUUCUCUUUGACGAGUGCGGUGAAGGCAUUUCAAGCUUUUUGGAGCCUUUCGAUCGUCAGCAUCUGCGCUGAAACUCGGGGUCCAAGACGCACUUUCAAAGGCCGGCAACAGUCUGUUUAUCACUCCCGUGACGAAAGCUAACCAGCGAGCUGCGGUUGCUGCUGUCACGGCUCUCAUCUCAUGUGUGAUCCUCCCGACAUCUUCGUCAUCUUCUUUCCACUCAAAGCUUCCCAUAAAUUCUUGCUUCACCUUGAUGAAGUGUCGUGAUUCAUGAGAAAGCUGCGGGUGAGUACGAAGAACGAAGUACGAACGACAAGUACCAGCGCAUCUUGGUGAACAGGUGAUUGAAAUUUCAUCCUUGAGCUUGCAAGGUGUGGCUCGGUGCAAGACAGCUCAAGAAAAACUGGUGGAAGGUGCUUCUCUCGAAGAUGGCCUGCUGGAUGAAGCUGGUUAGCUGGUGCGACCGGCGCUACUACAGAGUUCACGGUCAGGCCCUGCAAAUCUCGCCUUCGUGUUGGAGCUAACCAGGAGCGACAGAUCUCACUGCAAGGUGAUGGGCCUCCUCUUGGGGUGAUGAGAGCUCUGUUUGGAAAA